Messenger RNA from Erythranthe guttata (spotted monkey flower), 3415 nucleotides. NCBI's taxonomy places the organism in Eukaryota, Viridiplantae, Streptophyta, Magnoliopsida, Lamiales, Phrymaceae. The record is from RefSeq and is a predicted model, not a curated record.
AAGAAAUAUGGCUUCUUUUGCAUUCUUCAGCAGAUUAUUAUCGUUCAUGGCGCUGCUAAUAAUUGCGCCACCACUUCCCGCCGCCGCGCAGUCCUCCUCCGGCAACGUGACUCUGGGUUCAUCCCUAGUUGCUGACAGUUUGAACUCCACAUGGAAAUCACCUUCCGGCGAAUUCGCUUUCGGAUUCCGGCAAGUUUCCCCCGGAGGCUACUUGGUCGCCAUCUGGUUCGACGAAAUGCCUGAGAGAACCAUUAUUUGGUCGGCCAACCGUAACAAUCUAGUCCAACAAGCAUCAACAAUCCAACUCUUUUCCGAUGGCAGAUUCGAACUCAACGAUCCAACCGGCCGGAGGAUCUGGGCUGCUGGUUUAACCACCUCCGGCGUGGCCUACGCCGCCAUGCUCGACAGCGGCGACUUCGUGCUCGCAGCCAAUUCCUCAGCCGUUAUGUGGCGGAGUUUCGACGAUCCAACCGACACAUUAUUACCAUCACAGAUAUUCAACCAAGACAGCAAUUUGAUCGCCGCAUUUUCCGAUACGAACCAUUCCAGCGGAAGAUUCCAGCUUGGACUCCAAACCGACGGAAAUCUUGUCCUUUACACGAGAAACUUCCCGAUGGGCAAUAUCAUCUCUGCAUAUUGGUCUUCACAAACUCCAGGCGACGGGUUUCAGUUAAUAUUCAACCAAUCGGGAUAUAUAUAUCUCACCGCAAGAAACGGAACUAUGCUCAAUACGCUGUCGUCGAACGGAGCUUCAGCGAGCCUAUUCCACCAGAGAUUGACGCUGGACUACGAUGGAGUACUUAGGCAUUACGUCUACCCCAAGUCUGCUAAUUCGACAGGUACGAGGCCAAUGGCGUGGUCCGUUAACGAGUUCUUGCCAUCGAAUUUAUGCCUCAGCAUUAGGCAAGAUAGAGGUGGAGGUGCUUGCGGUUUUAACAGUCUUUGCUCAUUAGGAACCGAUCAGAGGCCUAAAUGUGUCUGCCCUACCGGCUACUCCCUCUUGGACCCGAACGACCGUUUGAGCGGUUGCAAACAAGACUUCGUUCCGCAGAGCUGUAAUCAAGAAUCAAACGAUACCGAUCAUUAUAGCUUCAGCGACAUGCCUCGCGUAAACUGGCCUCUUUCGGACUACGCUAGUUUCGGACCGGUUUCUGAGGAUUGGUGUAGACAGGAUUGUCUUAACGAUUGUUUCUGUUCUGUUGCGAUUUAUGGGAGUAACGGAGUUUGUUGGAAGAAGAGAAGCCCUCUCUCAAAUGGGGUUAUCGAUCCUUCCGUAGGAGGGAAGGCUUUGGUGAAGAUAAGGAAAAACGACACCACCACCACCACUGCGGAGAACCCUUUUGAAAGAAAGAGUAGUAACCGGUCCGCUUUGAUUGUAACGGGUUCCGUUUUGUUGGGGAGUUCGGUUUUUCUGAACUUGCUCCUUCUUUCGUCUGCACUUUUCUUCGUGUUUCGUUUCAAGGGAAGAAAAUCGAAGACGGCUAUCCGAGCGCAUAAUACAGUUCCUCCAGGAGUAGUGAGCAUAAGAAGCUUCGGUUUUGAUGAGCUAAAAGAAGCUACAAAUGGAUUCAACGAAGAAAUAGGCAGCGGUGCUUGGUCGACAGUGUACAAAGGGACCCUCAAGGAGGGCGAAAACGUAAUAUUUGUUGCCGUGAAAAAGCCGCACAAGAUCGCCGAAGAAGCUGAUCAAGAAUUCAAAGCCGAGGUGAGCUCAAUCAGCAGGACAAACCACAAGAACCUCGUGCAGCUCCUAGGGUACUGCGAUGAGGGGCAAAACCGUCUUUUGGUUUACGAGUACAUGCCCAACGGCUCUCUAGCCGAAUUCCUAUUCGAAAAUCCAUCACCGCCCAAUUGGUACAGAAGAGUGCAGAUAGCAUUCGCAACAGCAAGAGGGCUUUGCUAUUUGCACGAAGAGUGCACCAUGCAAAUCAUACACUGCGAUAUCAAACCUCAAAAUGUGCUUCUUGACGGGUCCCACGUGGCUAAAAUAUCCGAUUUCGGGUUAGCAAAACUACUAAGAGCAGAUCAAACAAGAACCAAUACAGGCAUAAGAGGGACUAGAGGAUAUGUGGCGCCCGAGUGGUUUCGUAACAUGCCGAUUACGGCGAAAGUGGAUGUAUAUAGUUAUGGCAUUUUGUUGCUCGAGUUAUUGUGCUGUCGGAAGAAUUUUUUGCCGGAUGUCGAAGAUGAGAAUGUGGUGGUUCUUGCUGACUGGGCGUACGAUUGUUACAGAGGAGGGGCAAUUCGAUCAUUAGCGGCGGAUGAUGAGGUGGCAGUCGAUGAUUUGAAACUGUUCGAGAAAUUUGUGAUGGUUGCAAUUUGGUGUGUGCAGGAGGAUCCAGCAUUGAGGCCUCAUAUGAAGAGGGUGAUGCAUAUGCUUGAAGGUUCAGUUGAAGUUCCAGCUCCUCCAGAUCCUACAUCUUUUGUUACUUAGGCUUUUUAAUUUUUGUUUUCUGUUUUUAAAUGUUGUAUUUGUGUGUCUUUGCAUUGAAUAAAGCUAUUGGAUUCUAAUUUGUAUUUAUAUACCAAUGUUUUAGCAUUAUCAAUCUCAAAUUGUUUUUACCUUUUGGUCUAAAGAAUCUUCAACUUAUCUUAUGCUGCAUUUGGAUGAGUUUGCAUCGUUCGAUCUCAAAUUCAUAAUAACAAAUCAAUAAGCAUUUGAUCUCAAAUUCAUAAAAUCUCCCCUUGUGUUAAAUUUGUAUCAACAAUGUUAACAUUGUUGCUAAAACUUCUCGACGUUUAUGUUUCAUUUUUAUCCGGGCAGGAUUGACCUAUGCAGCUCGUUAAGAAGAAAAUCCAAUUUACUUAAGGUCCAAACGCUAAUGAGGUUGUCACUAGCCCCACCACCCUUUCUAGAAGGGAAUGGGCGGCUGACAGAUGUGACUAGCUUUGCGGUUGAAGUGACAACAAUGAUAGAAAGGUCUACAGUGACAAGUACCGGAGAACCACACACGUGGGACCAAAGAGUGAGGUAGGGCUUGUAGCAAGCCAUUCUCCCUUAUUAACGAGCUCUCUCUUCAAGAACGAGCUCCCAUCCCAUAUAGCCAGGAGAGCUCGUCAGAGGUCGUAGCCCACAGUCAAUAGCAUGCGCCCCAAAGCGGGAGCUCGCUGAUGACAUGUCAAAAAACCGGAAGAUCACAUCACCCCCACUAGAUAUCAUGGCCAUAAUGUGACAGCGUGACCCACCGCUUUACCUAAAUGACAUGUAUAAACAACAGUCUAAGGUUACAUGAAUAGACACAUAUACUCUUACCAUUAUCAUAUAUUUCUUCCUCUCUUUGAACACCCAACUAACUUGAUUGUCAGAGUGCAAACGUCGGGAGACUCUUUCCGAUACUCCCUUUUUGCAUGUCUUUUAGACUUGACUUGGCUUUCUUCUUCGGGCCUUCCUUAAGCAGUUCCCCAACCAUUUGCA